CCUCUACACACUUUUGCGCAGGCGUCCUUUGGUUUUGGGCGGUGCGCGGAGGAAUGGGUGGGACUAAGCCCGUUGAGCGCGCAGAAUGCUAGCGUUGGGGGUAGUCCAAGAUGGCGGCGGCCGUGUACCGUGCUUCUCUCCGGUGCUGGAGGACUGGCAGCAGUUGGGGCUGCGGACUGCGGCAGCUGAGCCAAACGCAGGGGCCUCCUGAUUACCGGGGCUUUGUGGAGUCCACAGAUGAGUUCCAGUUCGUGGACCGCCUAUUACCCCCCACCGGGAUCCCAAAGCCACCAAAGCAUGAACAUUAUCCCACUCCUAGUGGCUGGCAGCCUCCCAGAGAUCCCCCACCCAACCUGCCCUACAUCGUGAGACGCUCCCGAAUGCACAACCUCCCUGUCUACAAAGACAUUACACAUGGCAACCGCCACAUGACUGUGAUCCGGAAAGUGGAGGGCGAUAUCUGGGCCCUGCAGAAGGACGUGGAAGAGUUUUUGAGCUCACUACUGGGGAAGACGCCUGUCACCCAAGUUAAUGAGGUGACAGGUACCUUGCGGGUCAAGGGCUACUUUGAUGAGCAGCUCAAAGCCUGGCUCCUCGAAAAGGGCUUCUGAGGUCUACUGAGCAGCCUGCGUGGACAGAUGAGCCCAGGGUACCUUGGGAGGAAGGAAGUGGGUAUUGGAGCCCCGGGGAAGGAUACAGUGACCAUGGUUGAGGGUUUGGGCAGGUUAGAGUAAAGGCUAACUGGAGUUAGAUCAUGUGUAAAGGGGAAAUGGGCCCCAGUGUAUAGUCCAUUUGGGGAGAGCUGCCCAGCGUGGGAGACCCAGCCAAGGUAGUAGCGGGGCAUUAACUGCUGUGCUUCCUGUCAGUGUGGCCUGCUCAGGGAUGGGAGGACCUUGGGUUUAUUCAAAUCUAGAGGAUAUCCUAGAAGCAAAGGCCCAGCCUGGUAAGGGGAGGGUUCCUCCUCCCUGAGACCUUGCUCUAGGCCAAACCUGGCUUGGAAGAGAUUCUAACACAAUGACUCAGGGAAGAGCCUGAGUGCCAAGUGCAGUGCUGGGCACUGGAGUAGAGUGCCACGGUGACAGCCUCACUGAGAGGGAAGUGGCCUCUUAGCUUCCUGUGUCACAGCAAGCCACACUGGGUGCUUCUCUAGCUUCAGGAGUUAAGGGAUUAGCGCUGGCUGGCCUGGCCACAAGGGGGAACUGGGGGCUCCUUGAAGCCCUUGGGCUGAGCCUUCCCACGUAGGGGGCCUGAUAUGGUAGAGGCUUGAUGGGUCAUUUCGGCCUUGGCCAAGUAGCCUGAACACUUGCCCACCCUGGAGCACGAUCACUAAAGGCCCCACCCCACUGUACAACUGGCCCAGACGGCAUUCAGAUCCUGGCUGCCCUGCUUAAUCUCUGACCCAAGAUGGGGUACUAAGCCUCUCUGAGACUGUUUCUCACUAUGAAAAAUGGCUGCUUUCCUACUUGCUUAAUAAUCAACCAUGUCCUCACUCCUGGAGAUUCUAGGCCAUUUGCAGACCCACAGCCUAUGCCAGGAAGAGGCACUGGACCCUGAUCCGACACAAGCCCAAUUGUUAAUGCAAGUUUUUAUUUGGCUGUAUAUACAAUUUAAGCUAUUAAAAUUUGUACAGUAUUUACAAAUUAAAUAAUCAUCUGAAA
Molecule: messenger RNA, 1658 nt
Organism: Cavia porcellus (domestic guinea pig)
Lineage: Eukaryota; Metazoa; Chordata; Mammalia; Rodentia; Caviidae
Gene: Mrpl49
Product: mitochondrial ribosomal protein L49
Exons: 4
Coding region: 111-611 (166 amino acids)
Biological process (GO): translation
Cellular component (GO): ribosome; mitochondrial large ribosomal subunit
Molecular function (GO): structural constituent of ribosome
Source: RefSeq, a predicted model, not a curated record